Molecule: messenger RNA, 3879 nt
Organism: Symbiodinium natans
Lineage: Eukaryota; Dinophyceae; Suessiales; Symbiodiniaceae
Source: the annotation of a GenBank genome assembly
AUGCACUUUCAAUUUGGUAUGCUCAACCGAGUCUUUCAAAUCCUGGAGGACAGGAUGUGCAACAAACCUUUUGUCGUAGAGUGCACGCUUGGACCGCAGAGUUCCGGGAAGUCCACGCUGAUGAACCGCAAAUAUGGUUGCAGCUUCAAAGUGUCUGAGGGCCGCUGCACUCGCGGUGUUUGGGGCCAGCUCAUUCGGAUGGAGGAUCGCAACAUUCUGGUGCUUGACACCGAAGGCCUGCAGUCAGUGGAGAAGGCGGAUCCAGAGUAUGAUCGCAUUGUAAUGUUGUUCGCGUUUGCAGUUUCAAACCACGUCGACAUCAACAUCAAGGGAAACAUGAGCGAGCCAUUGAAACGCCUGCUUGAGGUCUGCAUCCGCGCUCUCCACAACUUGGAGAUGGCAAAGGUUCCGUGCCCAGUGCUUCGUUGGGUCAUGAACCAAGUUGCAGAUCCUGAUCCGAAACACCACCGCGAAGGUUUCCGUCGAUUGGCAGAUGAGGUGGAACAGACGUUCAAGGCUGAUGAGAAAGUAAUCAAGAACCAGGUGCAGCUGGAUGAUUCCAACAUUGUUGUGGUGCCUUCCAUGUACAAUUCGGAUGUUCGUCAGACCUUUCAGAAGAGUGGUGUGGAUUGGACGCGCUUGAGCCAGAGCAAGAGCUUUUGCGAUGCAGGCGUACAUCUUCGGUCAGCCUUGAGGCAACAGACCUCUACCAGCAGCUCAGAUUCGGAGCCGCCAGUUAGCCCAUCGAAGUGGCUGCAGAUGGCUCACACAAUUUUCCAGACAAUUUCCAGAUAUCCUGACUUGACAUACUUUGCAGACAUCAAGCAAGUUCAGCACGACCGUCAUCUCCGGAAAUGGAUCAAUGAGCACACUUCCGAGUCAUUUCCACUGCAGGAGGAAGGUACACGCCAUCAAGAGGAGCUGGAAUGUGCCUGCAAGCUUCCUUUCUAUGAGGAUGCUGCUGAUCACGCGCGGAAGUAUUUCGAGGAAGUCGCUGACCCUUUGCGUGAGAAGUUUCGACUCGAGGCUGAGAAGUUGAAGUGCAGCCUCGCGUUGCAGAAGAGGCUGGAAGGUGUCUUGGAAGACUCUUUACAAAACACCCGCUUUCAGUGGGUGCAAAGAGUCAACACCGUUUCUCAAGAGAAGGAUGUGAGGCGAGCUUGCAGGGACGGGCACGAGGAGUUGACGCAGAAGAUUCGGGAAUUGGCAAGGCGAAUGCCGCAGGAACCAAGAUACACACGUGACCUCUUGAAUGCAGAGUUCGACAAGAUCUGGCCAAACAUCAUUCAGAAGAUGAAGCAAGGCUUCAAGUACAAGGACUUCAGCCACAGCUUCCUGCAGAGCUGCUACAACUUGUAUCCCACAGGUGAGAGUCAGCUGAGGAAUUUUGGCAUUGUUUGUCAAGAAGCACACUCCGGUGACCCCCCUCAGCCUCGAAUCGACUGGUUGCAGCUUCGUUCUGGUCCAGUGCUUCCUUGGGGGCAAUGCGACCCUACUCGAGUGCAGAUCGUGCUGAGGUCAGAGAGUAUCCAGGACUUGGAUGAGCAGGUCAAGAAAUGCAGCUCGCUUCUGAAGUAUGUCGGCGCGCAAGUCGUGGCUGCUCUGCUUCCACAAUCCCGAUCCGAGUGGGAAAGGCAACCUAAGCAGUCCACGCGGCCUAUUGUCCACAGCGAACAAACUGGGAUUGAAAGAAGCCAGCGACGCCAUGUGGCCAGUCAUGGCCAGCGUGAUGCUGAGUCAGCAGUGCGCGCCUGGCUUGUUGAUCCCACAACAGCUGCAAAGCCCCGUCCUGAGCAAGUCAAAUCAUUUUCGCUUGGGGCAGUGGACUGGACGAAAGUCUUCCACAGGCUGGCGGAUGGGUUGGACAAGUUCUUGGAUGAAUGUCGGCGACCUGACCUGAAUCUUAUGAAUAAAGUGGCCAGGCAGGUCACCCAGGUGGUAGAAGAGGUCAACAAGUCUUUGAAGUUGCUAGGCUGCACUCUUUCCCGUGAAGGGCAGGGUGAGUUGCACUCACAAGCACUCAUCCACGCCUGGCAGCGAUUGAUCGAUUCAGCCUGGCAGCAGUUUCAGAUGCCGAUUGCAGAGUUCGAGAAAUCCCACGACAAGCAGCGGGAAUACUUUGUUGGAAUGCUCUUGCAGGAUGAUCAUGCCGAUCGGAACAUGGCUGAGAUUCUUGCUGACGGAUUUGAGCUCACCCUCUUACAGCAUCUCAGCAGGGAGAUCCCUUUGGAGGUCAAGACGUUGGUGUCAAAAAAGACGGCCGGGCUCACAAGGGAGAAGUUCCAAGAAAGGCUAGAUUCGUCCUUAGGCACAGAUGACCUGAAGAUGCAAGAAGCCUGGAUUGGAGAUCCUGUCCGUGAGCUUCAGAAAGUGGUUCGUACUGAGUUUGAAGCCAUCAGAGUCGAGCAUGUUCUACCAGCGAUAGAUCAACGGAGGGAACUGACCUACUUCAAGGCGAUGAGGGACCUUCUUCACAGAGUCGAAAGACUGCAUGGCGACCCCCGCAUUGAAAGAGACACAGCUCACAGCAAUUCGCUCUUUGAAAUUCAGUGUGAGAUUGAUGGCCCUAUGCAGUCUCAGCAGUUGAAGCAACGUGCUGCUUUUCAAUACGUGUCAGACUCCCUUCUCAACCAAUGCACCGGAUCGCAAUGGUGCCUUACAAACCCAGAUGACCAGAAUGUUGAGCAGGAAUUCAUCGUCACGCUAAAGAAGAACAGCCUGCCUGACAGGCACGACCCCAUCCCAGACCACCUCAGGGACGGCAUCCGCAAUGCAGUCCAUACUGAGCUGGCAAAGAUUUCCAACAUACAUGAAUUUCUGGAGGCGUUGAUGGGAAUCCUUCAGUCAAAGAUGGCCGAUGCGCGUGAAAAUCUGCCAGGCGACCUGGAACUGCAGCAGCAGGUCUCCAAUAUGUGUGGGCAGUUGGAGGACAAGAUCAUUCCUUGCUCUGCAACAUGUCCCUGUUGUGGCAAGUUGUGCGACAAUUCAGACACGGGGAAACACCAUGUACAUUGCUGUGCCCAUGGCCACCUACCGCGUGGAUUUCGAGGAAUUCACCUGGAGGAUGGACACAAGACGGCAUCAACACGGAUUUGUUCGCAGAUCCAGGACCAAGACGAGUUUGUGGAUGAGACAGGCGAGAGAAUGAAAUGGGUUGAAUUCAAGGAGAAGAAUCCCGACUGGGACUUUUCCAAUCACUUUGACACAGAGAAUCGAUUGCGCCAGGAGGCCAGGGCUUACAGUGCCUGGCCCAAGGUUGGCCCCAUAUUCUGCGAGAAGUACGGAAUUCGAUAUACAGACCUUGGUGAGCAAGGCGACAUCCAAGCUACCCCGCAUCACUAUCUCCUCGUCUUGGACAAGUCUGGGUCCAUGUCGGGUGCGAAGUGGAGCCAGCUGUGCCGUGCAGCCCAGGACUGGGUGAACUUUUCAGGAAGAUCCAUUGAUCGGUACUCCAUUGUCUUCUUUCGCCACUCUGCCUGGCGCGGAGUGGAAUUCGGCACAGCGGCUGAGUGUGCUGAUCAGAUCACUCGCUAUGAGUCAAACGACAGCUGGGGAUCUACUUCCUACCUAGCAGGCUUCUCUGAGGCAUCUGCUCUUCUGAAUGAGCGUGCCCGUUCUUACCAGCAUCACCGACAUGUUCUUGUUUUCAUGACCGAUGGAGUGCCCGACUACGAGUGUUGGCAGGCUGCUGCUCGAGCACUUGUGGAGGAACAUGGGGAUGGAAUCGCCAAAGCUUAUUGCAUUGGCUUUGGGGAGGACCGGGAUUUCAACCAGCUGCGGCUGGCCGCCGCACUUCUCAACGGCAAGUAUAUCCAUGCCCCGGAGGAGUCAGAUUUGGGGAAGGCAUUCGCUGAGGUUGCACCCAAGCGCAGUCAGUAG